This is a messenger RNA of Branchiostoma belcheri (Belcher's lancelet), 1471 nucleotides long. RefSeq names its product phosphatidylserine decarboxylase proenzyme, mitochondrial-like. Gene Ontology annotation, cellular component: mitochondrion. Lineage: Eukaryota; Metazoa; Chordata; Leptocardii; Amphioxiformes; Branchiostomatidae. Gene Ontology annotation, molecular function: phosphatidylserine decarboxylase activity. Bases 144 to 1199 code for a protein of 351 amino acids. Gene Ontology annotation, biological process: phosphatidylethanolamine biosynthetic process. The record is from RefSeq and is a predicted model, not a curated record. The transcript is spliced from 6 exons.
GGAAUUUUCCGUGCAUUGCCUAGUACAGCGUGGGGACCAGCCGGCUAGCGUGCCGGGGGAAGGAAGUGUUCGUAGCCCUGCCAAGACGCCUUGGAGAGAAUCUAUGAUUGUCCGGACGAUCUACGAGGAGGGAAUAAGGAGCAAUGAGUGUGGAGAUCUCUCUCGUGUCUGAGUUGUCAUUCUUGAGGCGACUGCAGGUCUACUUCUACUUCUUCCUGCCGUGGCGCGAGCUGUCCCGUCUGUGGGGGGCCAUCCAGAGCCGCGUCCUCCCCGCCUGGCUACGUGGACCAAUCGUGCGCCUGUACUGCUGGCUCUUCGGCGCCAAUCUUAAAGAAGCCUUGGUGUCAGACCCUUCUCAGUACACAUGUAUACAAGACUUCUUCACAAGGCAACUCAGACCCAAUGCCAGGUCUUUAGACCCUGUUCACAGAAUAGUGAGCCCUGCGGACGGGACGGUGGUGCAUUUUGGCCGCGUGACCAACAGCCAACUGGAACAGGUCAAGGGCGUGACCUACUCCCUCGAGAGGUUCCUGGGCCGCAGUAACAACAACUGGGGAUUGGCUAAAGGUUAUGAGGAAGAAGUUGGAAUAGAUGACUACCAGAACAUGAUCCUGGAGCAUCCUGAUGUCAACAGCUUGUUUCACAUCACCAUCUACCUGGCACCUGGCGACUACCACCGCUUUCACUCACCUGCAGACUGGGAGGUCCUGCACAGAAGGCACUUCCCAGGUGCCCUGGUGACAGUGAACCCCUGGAUCCUCAGCUGUGUGAAUAACGUCUUCAAUCUGAACGAGCGAGUUGUCCUGUCCGGUCGCUGGUCCGAGGGCUUCUUCUCCAUGAGUCCCGUCGGAGCCACUAAUGUCGGCUCUAUCAAGAUCUAUUUCGACACGGCCCUGUACACAAACAACCCUGCAGAGAACCACGUCAACGGAGACUUCUUCGACCACAUCUUCCUGGACCACCUGGGGAGGGGGGUGGAGCUCCACAAGGGCGACCAGUACGGCGAAUUCAACCUCGGAUCCACCAUCGUGCUCGUCUUUGAGGCCCCGAAAAGUUUCGUGUUCAACGUGCACCACGGACAGAAGAUCCGGGUGGGACAGAGCGUCGGCUGCUUCAACCCGCGACACAAGUGUGGCGUAGAGAUGGAGAAGGGUACUCAGGGGUCCUCCAAAGCUGCUCUCAACGCUUAUGCGUUCUAAAGGGUCAGAAGGGGUUUUUGUGAAUCUGGAAAUCAAUUAUCACAUACAGUAUAGCCUUACUGUUUGAAAAGGACCAACAAACCUCCAAGAUACACUUUGCAAAAUGUCUUGGAAUUAAAUCAAGAGACUUUAUAUUUGGAGAGUCAUUGUUCAAAUUCCAAAGACUACAUCCCAAUGGCUUUGUACUUUGCCAAAUCCUUCUGUAUGACAUAAAUGAAGUACUGAUACACCCCACCCUUUUGCUUUACUAGUCCAGAUUUACCCCCUUUUGA